Aspergillus chevalieri is the source of this 582-nucleotide messenger RNA. RefSeq lists its product as uncharacterized. NCBI's taxonomy places the organism in Eukaryota, Fungi, Ascomycota, Eurotiomycetes, Eurotiales, Aspergillaceae. The coding region runs from base 1 to 582 and encodes 193 amino acids. The transcript has 2 exons. The record is from RefSeq and is a predicted model, not a curated record. Gene Ontology annotation, molecular function: hydrolase activity.
AUGCCAUUCAAGACCGUCGCAUUGAGUGCGGCCUUGACUCCUACCGUUAUUUCGACUUGGUUUUCCCACUACCUAAACCGAAAAUCCCUCCACAACACCCCCUCCGUCCACAUCUCCUAUGAUGAAGGCAUCCACAUCAUGCGCGAAUUUCUCGUCUUCGCGUCGAAACAGCCCGUUGAAGACCUCCAAGAAUUCUCCCGCCAAUGGGUCCCCAGUCCGCACUGGGUGAGGACUGAGCCUGCCAGCAUCCCCGACACGUACCUCGAAUCCGCCGCGAAAACGUUGAUUGCGCAACUCGGGCCGAAGGGGAUAAAGGCUGUUGGUGGGCAGGAGUGGUGGCAGUGGCGCGGGCCCGCUGAGGAUUUGAGAGGAGAGUGGAUUGAGAUGCGGAAUGAUUACAACGAGAGAAAGAAAGUUGGGGAAGAGAAGUACAAGGGAAGGAACCGGAUUAUUCUGUAUGUGCACGGCGGUGCAUACUUUUUCGGGAGUGUGGAUACGCAUCGGUAUCAGAUGCAGAGACAUGCGAGAAAGUUGAAGGGGAGAGUUUUUGCACGGUAUGCUUCACCCGGUGGUUUGGUUUGA